This is a messenger RNA of Biomphalaria glabrata, 3390 nucleotides long. Its product is annotated as WD repeat-containing protein 54-like. The transcript has 9 exons. NCBI's taxonomy places the organism in Eukaryota, Metazoa, Mollusca, Gastropoda, Planorbidae. Gene Ontology annotation, molecular function: protein binding. The record is from RefSeq and is a predicted model, not a curated record. The coding region runs from base 171 to 1142 and encodes 323 amino acids.
AUUGCGCAUGCAAAAAGUAGCGUUCUCAGCAACAGCUCUUUUUUUCCUUCACAUAAAUAUAGAAUCUAAUUUGUAAAGGACCUAUUUGAAGUAUUUCAGAAGAUUUCUAAAUAAUUCUCUCAAUGUUUAAGUGGUUAUAGACAUAGACCAAUUUAACGCUAUUAUUUAAAAUGUACCGCAGAGAUAAACCGAUAGUUCUGAAAAGUUCGACAUCUUCACUAUGCAAUAAUCUUGCGGUCUAUGUUUUACCUGACAAACGACAGAUAAGUUAUGCAGUUGUUUAUAAGUCAAUGGUAAAUUUAUCAGUUGCAACGAUUGACGGAAAUAGUGUGCUCGGGAAACAAGUUGGAUGCAAAGAUCCUUCUGCUUCCAUUGGAGUUCCCUUUGUUUUACAGUGCAAGUGGGUUAAUCUUCCAUCUCGAACAAUUCUUGUGAUGACAUCAACUCGUGGUAUCCAGAUGUUCGAGUCAGAUGGAGUAACUCUGGUAUACUGGCAUUCUCUCGGAGAUUCCUUAGAGGAAUCUCAUCUUGCCAGAGGAAUAGAGGGUGUUGGAGAAAAUUUUCUUUGUGUUGGAUCAGACAAUUCUGUGUUAGUGUUUAACAUUCCUUCUAAAGGCCCUAAUGUUGCAUUAUCAGAUACACUUCAUGUUCACAAAGCACCAAUCACACAUCUUGCAUCUGAUCAUGAUAUGCUGGUCAGCGCUGAUGAACUCGGCACUAUUGUGACAUGGAAGGUUAAAGGAUCUGGACUUGUGCAGAUUUCUAAUAUAAGAGGAGAAGGUUGGCCAUGUAACAGUGUAGCUGUAUGGAAGGGUAUUAUUGUUGGAGGCUUUGCAUCUGGUCACCUUAGAAUUUUUAAUGCCAGCUCUGGUGCCAUUGGUGCAGAAGUAGCUGCUCAUGCUCGAUCUAUUAAUGCUGUUGACAUUUCCAAGGAGAAUGGACUGGUUUUAUCUGUAAGUGAUGACACAUAUUUGAAGAUCUGGCAGUUGAAGCCAUUAAAUAUUCCACAGAUUGAAUAUAGACAUGCUGAGUGUGUAACAGACUUACAAUUAGUUGGUGGUCAAUUUGUGGAUGACCAAGGGAAAGUCAUUUGUGUUACUGGCUAUGACUGUAAUGAAAUUAUAUUUUUUGUAAAAAAUUAAUGUAACACUCGUAGUUAUUUGUUUUUUUAAAGUAAAUAAUUUCUUGUUUUAAAUCAUCAUAUCAAGUCACAUGUCUUCAAUUAAGGUCUUGCAUCAUUAUGUAAUAAUGCAUAUUUUUGUCUGUUGAUAAUCACAAGUCUUCAAUUCGAUAAAAGAUCUUUAAAAUAAGAAUGUCACAUUUUCAUAAGUGCUAAUGUUCCAUAAGGAGAAGAAUGUGUUCACUUGAUUCUUAAGUCUAUUAUACUUGUUUUUUUUUUUUAUUUAAGCUUUUUAUAAAUAAUAGCUCAAGUUUGUUUUUAUAGUGAAUGUAUUUAAAUGAGCUGUUUUGUAUGUAGCUUUGUCAGCUGUCUUUUUGAUUCACAAAACACCAAGUUUGACUUUCUAACAACAUGGGGUAUUGCCUUAAAAGUCUCCAAGAUAAAAUAUUAAUACAUAAAUAAUAAUUUUUUUACCAUAAAGAAAUUUCAUUUACUAUAGUGCAUUUACAUACAACAAAAUAUUACAACAAUGCUAAUGAAAUGUACAAUACAACACAGUGGCUUAGCUAGGAAUUCGCCAUCAUUUGGGGGCAGUAAGGCUUGAUCUCUUUGGGGGCUCCUGCAUUUUGCAUAUUUAAUGUAAAAAAACACUCAUUUGGGGGCCCCUCUCAAGUUGGGGCCCAUGGGGAUUUUCAAAUUCUCCCCCCACCCUAGCUACGCUUCUGAUCUAACAGUCUUACUCAAACUUUAAAUCUCAUGACUCGUGUCCUCCAAACACUAGGCCUGAACAAUGCCUUGGCCAGCAAAAUUUGUGAUAUUAGUGUUACUUGAUUAAAUUAUUUCAACUUUUAAUUUUUAAUAUCAUUUGAAAGUCAAUGCAUUAUUUAUUCCAAAGUAAUGGGACUGUGAUAGUUAAUUCUUGUAAUCUUUGAUAAAAUGUUUUGAAAUCAAUAAUAAGUUGUUUUGUUGUUGUUGCAUAAUUAACAAUAUUUUGGAAGGCUAUUUUUUUUUUAUUUUUUGAAGCAACAUAACAUUUUAAUUAUUAAAAGUAUUUUUAAAGUGUGACAUCACACAUUGUAUAUCAAUUAAUAUAUUGACCUAUUUGGAGAACUGCAAACAACCAUGCUUUCUUGUUUUGGGCAAGCUUGUGUAGUUCAUUGCAGGUUUUGAUUGUGGUCUUCUCUACAUUCUUUCUCUUCCUUCUCUUCAAGAGACUUCUUCAUUUUGUAUGUGAAGUCCAUCUCUCUCUGUCACUUACUUUUUUUAGUUGGAGUCCAUCUCUCUUCCAAGUAUUGAGGACUAUUUUUUUUCUUGACCUCAACACUGUCAGCAUUUGAUCCUCCUUCAGGUCUCAAAUAUAUCAGCAUUGAGUAGUGACCUACUUCCUUUUCUUUCAUUCAGAAGCCAUGUUGGAGGUAUGAAUUUUCCAAAUGACAUUCUAGAGAAUUAGAAAAAAAUUAAAGAUAUAAUCAACACUUAAUCACCUGUUUAUUGUGGCUAUAAACAGCUGACUAGUAUUACCUUCCCCCUAAGUUGAAAUUGAGAUACUUAUCACUUGAUAGCCUUAAAUGUGAGGAUUAGUACUCAAGAAUCUUGGGUUUUUCAGGUAAGCACUUGGUAAUUCUGUCUUUAUAUCCCAUCAGAUACUGAUUGGUUCUAAUCUACCCAACAAGCAACAUAAAUAAUGAGCUAUAUUGUGUCCAAUUAAUAUUUGAUGAGGAUGUCAGUUUAUUUAUGUAAGAAACUAAUACUGUUUAGCUAUUUAUAUGUUAAUAUGUCAGUUGUAAAAGAAAUAUAUGUACUAUAUCUAUGGUACCGGUAUAUCAUAUUUAUAAACCUUAUGUCCGUGAUAUAUCAGUGCAAUGUAUACAAGUUUCUCUUCUUAAGUAUUGUGGUAUAUUUAUUACUUUGACAUCUAGGCUACUUUUUAUUUCCUGAUUAUUUUAGUCCUCACAUUGACUUGCUAACCCAUUCCUUUCACUUAUUGUGUUUAUGGUGUUAUUUAUCCAUUUAAGUUCUAUGUGCUUGUUGGAAAUAAAGUGUGUGUAUGUGUUUGCUUGUCAAUAAACUAUUAUUUGAUAAAUUUAAGUUCUAAGUGCUUGUUUGAAAAAAAGAGUUUGUGUGUUGGUUGUCAAUAAUUUAUUAUUUGAUAAAUAAAAGUUCUAAAUGCUUGUUUGAAAUAAAGUUUGUGUGUGUGUUUGUUUGUCAAUAAAUUAUGGAAUCUAUUGCAAAGCAUUCAAUCAUACAGGUGAAUAAAUGUUUUUAUUUAA